CCUGCCCAAACUACAAUUAACAACAAGCGAAAUCCAAAUCCAAAUUAUUCCCAUCUCUACCAAAGAACCAGAAAUACAGAUCCGUCUAAAACCGAAACCUUUCUGGGAGAAAUUACCAUCCAAAGUCCUGCCGAUUUACCGGAAGAGUUCAAUGGGAAACAACCACCCAUUUUUGAAAACAUCGUAUUUAACCAUCAACAAAACGCUGCAUUGCCUAAUCCUUCAAACAACAGUGGCAAAAUUAGGAAUGAAAUCGCCAACGAAAAUCAAGAAGUUAAUCAAAAUUUGGAUUAUGCAGACAAUGGUAAACAAAAUGGGAAUGGCAACGAAAGUGGAGAAUCUUAUUCAUCAGAGCCGGAAGAUGUUGAGUAUGAAGAUUAUAUAGAUGAGGAACCCGAAGCACAGAGGAAUACAGAGAAACCUAGACAAUUGACCACCACAACUCAAGUACCAAUAACUACUUUUAAACGAACUUUUGUGCGACCAACUACCACUGAAAAACAACUACACAAAUCCUCAUCGAACGAAAUCAAAGCAGAAAAUAGUAAUGCUGAAGGAAUCGCGCAAGAAGGUGAAGACAUAAUACUUAACGAAGAAGAAAACGAAAAUAGUAAAGCAGCCGAUAAUGAAGAAACGCUUGUAAAAUAUGAAGAUGAUGAAGAAGAACAAGAAGAACCAGCUCAAAACCAUAAUAACAAUAAUAGUUCAGAAUCUUACAAUAAUCUCUCAUCUGAAGAACAAGAAGGCAACUCUACACUUACUGAAGGGCAUGUAGAACUAAAUUACACUAAUCAUGAACAACAAGGUUUAGAAUAUAGCAACACCACCGAUGAAGGUGCUAGCACACAAAAUAAAACAAUCAAAAAGCCGUACGAAGUUUUGACCAUGAAGCCAUCGUCUCUUGUAAAAGAUGACAAUUUUAAAGAGUUCAUAGACAGCACAGGAAUUGAUAACACGUCCGAAAUUCCGCAAACAGAAUUAUCUGAAGAUCCAAAUAAUCUUUCCAGUGAGACAAAAAGCACAGCCGCAUCCAGCUUAAAUGAAGAAGUAGAGUCAUCGGACGUCGACACUCCUCCAGUUCUUCUAGGAGCUGCAGUUGUUUCUGUCGUAACAACCAAAAGUGUUAUCAACAAAACCAUAAUCGAUGAAACACCACUAUCAUACAACGCAAAAGAAAUUCGGUCAUUGGAAGAACGUUCUGAAGAAGAAACGACCCCAAUACCAACUGGAUCUGGUGAAAACGCAACAGAAGAAUGGAUUGUGGUAGCUUCAGUUCAUACAAGUCGAAGUGUUUCCGGAGCCAGAUAUUUACCAUUCCCAACUGUAGAGCAAGAAGAGAGAACUAAACUCUUGAACGAAGGUAAGGACAUCUCGGAUGAGAGUUUCACACAGAAAAUCCAAAUUCAGGGGAAGAUCAUAAAAAACUCGAAGCUGAAGACGAAAAGAAAAAUCACACUUCCACAAAGCAAAAAACAUC
Agrilus planipennis (emerald ash borer) is the source of this 1477-nucleotide messenger RNA. RefSeq lists its product as uncharacterized. The record is from RefSeq and is a predicted model, not a curated record. Lineage: Eukaryota; Metazoa; Arthropoda; Insecta; Coleoptera; Buprestidae.